Guillardia theta CCMP2712 is the source of this 783-nucleotide messenger RNA. RefSeq lists its product as hypothetical. The record is from RefSeq and is a predicted model, not a curated record. Bases 1 to 783 code for a protein of 260 amino acids. Gene Ontology annotation, cellular component: cytoplasm. The transcript is spliced from 10 exons. NCBI's taxonomy places the organism in Eukaryota, Cryptophyceae, Pyrenomonadales, Geminigeraceae.
AUGAGAGGAGAGGGGCCGACGCAUCGUGAGAACAAGCUCCGUCUCUUCGGCCAUGACGAGAAGGAGAUCAGGGUUGUGCUCUACAGGGACAGUGCUGCAUGGUGCCCGUACUGUCAAAAGGUCUGGCUGCUGCUGGAAGAGAAGAAGAUCCCCUACAAGAUCGAGCUCAUCAACAUGCGAUCCUAUGGUGACAAGCCUGACUGGUUCCUUGCUAAAAAUCCCCGGGGCCUCCUGCCAGUCGUCGAGGUAGACGGGAAGAUGAUCAGUGAAAGUGUGUACAUCAUGCAGCUCGAAAGGAGACUCUUCGGAGACUGGUGUGGAUUUGUGUUUCAACCUGGAUCUUUUGGGAAAUCUUCUUUCGAGGCAACUCUGAACCUGGUGGACGAGGCGUUGACUAGCUCGCCCGGCCCCUGGUUCCUAGGAGGGGACAACCCUUCCAUCGUCGACCUGCAGUACAUCUCGCACAUCGAGCGAAUGAUUCCCUCCUGCCUGUACUGGAAGGGAUUCCAGAUGAGAGGCAACGGGAAGUGGAAGGGAAUAGAGAGAUGGCUGGCGGCGUUUGAGGAGAGGCCGACCUACAUGGCAACUAAGAGUGACUACUACACUCAUGUGAUGGAUAUUCCUCCUCAGUAUGGCCCUGGCCAGUCUCUUCCCCUGGCUCCUCUUUCCGAGACAAGCCUUGAGCCCGUCCUUCCCUUCAACAAUCUUGGAGAAGAGGCUGCAAGACACGAGGCAGCAACUGUUCUGCUCGGAAAUCAUCAAGUGGGUGAAUCAAGCUCUUGA